Molecule: messenger RNA, 609 nt
Organism: Branchiostoma floridae (Florida lancelet)
Lineage: Eukaryota; Metazoa; Chordata; Leptocardii; Amphioxiformes; Branchiostomatidae
Product: protein VAPYRIN-like
Exons: 3
Coding region: 1-609 (202 amino acids)
Molecular function (GO): protein binding
Source: RefSeq, a predicted model, not a curated record
AUGGAUUUUAAAGAUCGGUAUGAUUGCACUCCGCUACAUUACGCUGCGUAUGAAGGGGACAACGAUGCCAUUCGCCUCCUGUUGAACAGAGGGGCGGAGUUUCACGAACAAAAUACAUACCGUCAGACUGUACUUCACAUAGCAGCCUUUCACGGCCAUAAUGACACAGUCAAGUUGUGGUUGGAUCAUGGUGUAGACAUUGCUGCAGUGGACAACAUGUGCCGUGCUACGCUGGAUGAAAAUUGCUCGGGCAACACAGCACUUCAUGCAGCCAUUCCGCAUGGAGGUCUGAAAACUGUUACACAUCUAUUGGGUCUAGGGGUGGAGGUGAACGCGAGGAACAAAGAUGGCAAAGAUGGUGGUUGGACAGCACUUGACCAUGCCCUCCACUGGGGGGACUUCACAAUUGCAGAAGCACUCCUUUUGGCAGGCGCAGACUGUAACAUGGAGAUUGACGAGGAGCCAACACCUGUGCCAGGGCGCCUCUUUCAGAGCCACGCGGACCAGUUCUUCCCAGCACCAACGCUUGAUGUAGGUUCCGCGUUCCUUCUCAUCUUGUACCGACUUGGCGAGGGUCUUCUGGAUGCCUUGCAGCUCCUCCAAACUUAG